UCCCCUCGCAUCGCAGAGUGGAGUCCCCGAGACCUCUCCGGGACGACAUUCAGACAGCAGGCUCCAGGCCACCACGAUGCCCGCACCUGCCUCCCCACCCCGCCUGCCUCGGCCAUCGCUGCUGCUGCCUCUGCUGCUGGGCCUCACAGGUGUGGCAGGUGAGGCGGAGCUGAAGGUGAUCCAGCCUGAGAAGUCAAUGUCUGUCGCAGCUGGACAGACAGUCACUCUGCACUGCAGUGUGACCUCCCUGCUCCCCCUUGGGCCGGUUGAGUGGUUCAGGGGAACAGGGCCAGCCCGGGAGUUAAUCUUCAGUUUCAGAGGAGGCCGCUACCCCCGAGUGACAAAUGUUGCAGAUACCACAAGGAGAAACAACACGGACUUUUCCAUCCGCAUCAGUAACAUCACCCCAGCAGACGCCGGUACCUACUACUGUGUGAAGUUCCAGAAAGGGAACCCUGACGUGGAGUUUAAGUCUGGACCAGGCACCAGGAUGUUUGUACGUGCUAAGCCCUCUCUUCCAGAGGUUUCUGGCCCCUCCAACAGGGCCAGCCCAGGCCAGAGAGUGAAUCUCACCUGCACAUCAACUGGCUUCUUUCCCAAAAACAUACAGCUGAAAUGGCUUGAAAAUGAUGUGGAGCUUCCGGCAUUUCAGACUCUGGUCUUCCUGCCUAGAGAUGCUGGAUCCUACACCAUCGUCAGCACGGUGCUGGUGACCCUUGACUUAUCCUCACUCCACUCCCAGCUCACCUGCCAAGUGGCUCACAGUACAUUGCAGAGCCCCCUCAGUAGGCACGUGAACAUCUCCAAAUUCCUCCAGGUUAUACCCACAGUGACUAUUUCGGCCCACCGGGUCCCUAGCCUCCAGUUGGCCAUCCUCACCUGCCACGUGCAAAGGUUCUACCCUGAAGUCAUACAAAUCACCUGGCUGGAGGUGAACAGACGCUUUAAGGCCUGUGAGGCUCCCACCCCCACCAAGAACCCGGACGGCAUAUUCAACCAAGACAGUCACAUCCUGGUUUACACCUCAGAGGACAAAGAGCUGUUCACCUGCGAAGUGCGGCAAGAGGCCCAGCCACCGAUCCAGGCCCACGUGCGGCUGAGUGAGUCCAGAGACCAGCCAGCGUGUUUGGAUGCCAGGGCGUCCAGCUCCCUCUCUGGGACUCUCAUCCUGCUUGGCUGGAAGCUGUUUUCCUUGACUACACUUUGCAUCAUCUAUGUCCUCAAGAGGAGAUUCUCUUCCAAGAGGAGUGAUCCAGGAGAGGCACUGGCCAUGAAGUCUGCAACCACUACCAAAGCUUCUCCUGCCUCACCAGCCUUCUGAGACCUGUCCUGCGCUGGCUGUCCCUUGCUGUCUCCUGCAGGCCCCAGAGAAAGUGAGAGCCUGGACCGGGAGGGUCAGGAGUGAGAGGGAGGCUCUCACAUCCUAUGAAGGAAAGAAGCUUCUCCGGGGAUUCUGGGCAUGAAGUUCAUGACCCUGAGCAAGAAACCCAGCAGAGGCAAAACAAGCUCCUACCCCGGGAGAAACACAAACCUGCAAUUCUGAAGGCCCCUCCCCGACUCCUCGAGGAAAGCCCAUGGUGGGCACCCAAACUGGCAUGAAAUCUUUACAGCUCCAUCAUUAAAAUGGGAUUAAAAGAAACAUUUAUGGCCAAUAAACAUAUGAAGAGAUGUCCAAUCUCAUUAGUAAUCAGGAAAAGCCAAAGCAAAACCAUUUUCUCCCUAUUCCAGGAGAAAAAAAUAAAGAAGCAACUGGCUCCUUCUUAUGUUGCUGAUAUGUAUGUAAAUCGGCACAACUACUUUGGAGAACAGUUUGGAAAAUUUGAACUUGGACAUUUGCAUUCUCAAUAACCUGCUAUUUCCGCCUUUGAGUUACAUACAUACCCUAAAGAAACUCUUCACCUGUGCUCCAGAAGAUGAAUAUUCAAGUAUAUACAUGGUAGCAUGAUUUCAAAUUAGAAAAACCUGAGAGAACCAUCCAAAUGCACAUCCACAGGAUGACGGGCAAAUAAUGUAGUACAAUCCCAGAAUGGAGUGUUAUACAGCAAUAAAAAUGAAUGAACUAUAGCUACACACAAUAAUAUGGAUAAAUCUUAGCAAAAAAAUAUUAGAGUGAGUACGCCCCAAAAGAUUUCAUACAGCAUGAUACUAUGUUUAUAAAGCUAAAAACAUCUAACAAAUGGUUUUUAGGGAUACAUAUAAAAAUGAUAAACCCAUAUUUUUUCCAAAAGGAUGAACUCAAGAUUUUAAAUAGUAGUUACCUGAGGUGGGGGCAG
Messenger RNA from Mirounga angustirostris (Northern elephant seal), 2273 nucleotides. Its product is annotated as signal-regulatory protein beta-1-like. Bases 77 to 1321 code for a protein of 414 amino acids. The record is from RefSeq and is a predicted model, not a curated record. The transcript has 6 exons. Gene Ontology annotation, cellular component: plasma membrane. Lineage: Eukaryota; Metazoa; Chordata; Mammalia; Carnivora; Phocidae. Gene Ontology annotation, biological process: positive regulation of phagocytosis; positive regulation of T cell activation.